AAUUAUAUUCAACAUAAACAGUAAUCCCUGUGAAAGCCUGUGAAGAUCAAAGGCGCAGAAUUCUCACCGGCGGAUGCACUGUGCUUUGUGCUCUCUUCCCAAUUCCCAAGAAAAACUCACUAUAUGUAUCAGCACAAACUCCAUUAAAACUCUGACGUCAUCCUCCUGCUCCUCCUCCUCGCAUCGUUCACUUUCCCCUACACCCUCAAACCCGCCGAUCCACCCACCGCCCAUCGCCGUCGGUGGACGGGCCGGAUUUCUAAACCCUCGGAAAUCCGGAGCCCUUCAUGAUUCGAUAGCGUGGAUCUAAGCUCUUAGAAUUUUUAAUUGGAUUCCGCUUCGGAAAUGGCUGCUCCGAAUAUGGAUCAAUUCGAGGCGUAUUUUCGGAGAGCUGAUUUGGAUCAGGACGGCCGGAUCAGUGGUGCCGAGGCUGUUUCCUUCUUCCAAGGCUCCAAUUUACCGAAACAAGUGCUUGCUCAGAUAUGGAUGUAUGCUGAUCAAAGUCAAACAGGAUUCCUAAGUCGUCAAGAAUUUUAUAAUGCUUUAAAACUAGUUACUGUGGCUCAAAGUAAACGAGAAUUGACUCCAGAUAUCGUUAAGGCUGCUUUGUUUGGUCCAGCUUCAGCGAAAAUUCCACCGCCCCAGAUAAACCUUGCAGCCAUACCAGGCCCUCAACCAAAUAAUAUGUCAAAUUCUCCAGUUCCUUCAGUUGGUGCUGGUGUUCCAGCAGCAGGUCCAAGUAGUGGAACCAGAGGUCCUCAGGUCUUUCAACCUCAACAAAGUCAGGUUGCAAGGUCUCCUCGACCACCUGCUCCUAGCACUACUUUCCAGUCUCAUCCGGCUGUUUCAGGUCCAGGUGUGCCAGUGGGAUCCACUAUGACUUCUUCAAAUUCUCCUAUUUCCCCUGAUAUGAAUGGUGGUAGGACUAGUGGCUCCCAACCAGUGGUAACACCCCAAUUGUCUUACAGAGGUAUCAGUCCUAAGAGUCAUGAUGGAUUUGGUCUUGUUGCCUCUGGAUCAACCCCUCCACAAUCAAAAUCACAAGAUGCUGCUUUACUGGGUCACCAUCCUCCAGCUAAGGACUCUAUAACUCAUCAAGCUACAGGAAAUGGAUUGGCUUCGGACUCUCUUUUUGGAGAUGUUUUCUCUGCGACAUCUAUCCAGCCAAACCAAGCUUCUAAGCCACCUAAAUCUUCUGCUAGUAGUGUAUCAAUCUCAUCAUCUCCAAACCCUGUAUCUUCUGGUUCUCAACAAAAGGUUAAGUCUAACUCAGUUGAUUCUUUGCAAAACAUGCACUCUAAGCAACCAGCAGGUUAUCAGCAAACUCAAUCAAGUGUGAAACAAUACCAACAUGUCCCGGUGCAAACUUCCAAUGCAAUUCCUGGUGGAGCUGGAAAUACCGCUUCUAGCCAGUCACAGCUUCCUUGGCCAAGAAUGACCCAGGCUGAUGUUCAGAAGUAUAGUAAAGUCUUUGUAGCAGUAGACACAGACAGGGAUGGAAAAAUCACGGGUGAACAAGCACGCAACUUGUUUUUGAGCUGGAGACUGCCUCGAGAGAUUUUGCGGCAGGUAUGGGACUUAUCUGAUCAAGAUAAUGACAGCAUGCUUUCUCUGAGGGAAUUUUGUAUUGCUCUCUACUUGAUGGAACGAUACAGGGAAGGUCGCCCUCCUCCUCCAGUCCUACCAACUAGUAUUAUGCUUGAUGAAGCAAUGGCUGCUUCUGGUCAACCUACUGCAGUACAUUCUGGAGCAGCUUGGAGACAUACUCCAGGUAUACCACAACCACAGGGAACAAAAGGUACACAUCAAGCAGCUCCUGGUUCAUUUGGGAGGCCACCUCGUCCAGUUCCAAUUUCUCAGCCUGAUGAAGCUAGGCAACCUACUCAACAAAAGCCUAAACCUAAAGUUCCGGUGCUUGAGAAGCAUCUUGUUGAUCAACUUAGUUCAGAAGAACAAGAUUCUCUGAAUUCAAAGUUCCAGGAAGCAAGUGAAGCAGAAAAGAAGGUUGCAGAACUGGAGAAGGAAAUAAUGGAUGCAAAGGAAAAAAUUCAGUUCUUUCAUGCAAAGAUGCAAGAGCUUAUUUUAUAUAAAAGCCGAUGUGACAAUAGACUAAAUGAGAUCACUGAAAGGACUUCUGCUGACAAAAAAGAGGUUGAAUUAUUUGCAAAGAAAUAUGAAGAGAAGUACAAACAGACUGGAGAUGUAGCAUCUAAGUUGACAAUUCAGGAGGCCACUUUUCGUGAUAUUCAGGAGAAAAAGAUGGAUCUUUAUCAAGCAAUUGUCAAAAUGGAUCAAGAUGGAAAUGCUGAUAGUACUAAGGAUUGUGCAAAUCACAUUCAAAAGGAUCUUGAGGAGCUUAUAAAAUCAUUGAAUGAACGUUGCAAAACUUAUGGUCUGCGUGCCAAACCAACUUCACUGCUGGAGCUGCCAUUUGGUUGGCAACCUGGCAUCCAAGAAGGAGCUGCAGAUUGGGAUGGCGACUGGGAUAAGUUUGAAGAUGAAGGUUUCACAUCUGUGAAAGAACUCACCCUUGAUGUGCAAAAUGUCAUAGCUCCAUCUAAGACAAAAUCUUCCCUAAUUCGGGAGAAAGUAUCUUCUGGAGAUGCCAGAGAGACAGGAAAAUCACGCUUGGAUGAUGUUGGGGCUGAGAAUUUGUCAAGCCCGGUAAAAAGUACAGUGGUGGAUGAAGUGACAUCUGUCCAUAGUGAUGACCAAAGAGCAAGAAGUCCUCCUGAAAGUCCGUCAAAGCGCAAUGCAUUUGAUAGCCCCUCUAAGGAACUGCGUGAAUUUCAACCUAGGAAGGAAUUCAAUUUUGAUGGUUCACCCCAUGCAAUGCAAGGUGACCAUGGGGGUGCUGAAUCCAUGUUCUCCAGUGACAAAGGUUUUGAUGGAUCAGGUUGGGGUACAUUUGACACAAACUAUGAUUCAGAUGCUGCAUGGGACUUCAAUCCUGUUGCUAGUAAGAACGCUGAUAAUGAGAGACAGAAGGAGGAUCCUUUAUUUGGUUUCGAUGAUUGGGGUCUUGCUCCUAUAAAAACUGGAUCCAAAUUUGCAGUCGACACAGUUCCCAAGCAGGGUCCAUCUUUUGACUCUGUUCCUAGUACCCCAAGUUACAAUACAGGUGCUGCACCGGCAGGUGAUGUAUUACCAAAACAAAGCCUAUUCUUUGAUUCGGUUCCUAGUACUCCAAGUUACAAUGCCCCCACACAAGCUGGAGACAAGUUUUCAAAACAAAUGCCAUUCUUUGAUUCUGUUCCUAGUACUCCAAGUUACAAUGCUGGAUUCACACAAGCUGGUGACACAUUCUCAAAGCAAAGCUCAUUCUUUGAUUCUGUUCCCAGUACUCCAAGUUACAAUGCUGGAUUCACACAAGCUGGUGACACAUUCUCAAAGCAAGGCUCAUUCUUCGAUUCUGUUCCUAGUACUCCUAGUUAUAACACGGGGUUCUCCUACACAGAAAAUGCAUACUCAAAGCAAAGUCCUUUCUUUGAUUCUGUGCCAAGCACCCCUGCAUAUAGUUCCAACCUACACGCAGAUGACAUUUUUCAGAGGAAGAGCUCCUUUGCUGAUUCUGUUCCAAGUACUCCAAUGUAUGGCUCUACCAACUCCCCAAGAAGGUUUAGUGAAGGGCCUGAAGAGUUCUCAAGAGACUUCUCUAGAUUUGAUUCCUUCAGCUCGCAUGAUGGCAGUGGCCCCUUUGCACCUGAUGCAUCCUUCUCGAGAUUUGACUCCAUGCGCAGCACCAAGGACUCUGAAUAUGAUCACGGUUUGUUUCCACCACGUGACUCUCUAGCAAGAUUUGAUUCCUUCCGCAGCUCUGCAGACUCUGAAUAUACCUUUGGGAACCCUCCUCCCCGAGACUCAUUUGCAAGGUUUGAUUCCUUCCGAAGCACUAAGGACUCAGAAUACAGUCAUGGUUUUGCAUCUUUUGAUGAUGCUGAUCCAUUUGGAUCUAGUGGGCCAUUUAAGUCAUCAUUUGAGAGCGAGACACCACGGAGAGACUCUGAUAGCUGGAAAGCCUUUUAAUCGUCAAACAGACUAUGAUGUCUUAUUCUCGUGUCCUCCACACUUGUUUUUCAGCUAUUGCUGCUUAGGUUUCCUCUUUGAUAAUAGCAAAUUGGCUUUGUGAGGUAGAUAGAGAAGGUGUGCAAAACUAGUUGAAGUCAUGGUGGGCAGUGCCCUUUGUGUAAUUUACCAUCCUGGUUUGUUUUCCUUUUUUUUUUUGGGGGUUCUUUUUUUCCUUUACUGAUUAGUAUUUUUUUGAAGUGAACAGACUUGUGUUCACGUAUUCAUUUCUUCACCACCUACGUGUAUAAAAAUGUGUAAAAAUAUUGUGCAAUUUUGUGUAAGUUGCUAUUGGCGAGUAAAAUUUUUCUUUUUGGUAAA
Ipomoea nil (Japanese morning glory) is the source of this 4386-nucleotide messenger RNA. RefSeq names its product epidermal growth factor receptor substrate 15-like 1. The record is from RefSeq and is a predicted model, not a curated record. Lineage: Eukaryota; Viridiplantae; Streptophyta; Magnoliopsida; Solanales; Convolvulaceae. Gene Ontology annotation, molecular function: calcium ion binding; protein binding. The transcript is spliced from 14 exons. Gene Ontology annotation, cellular component: cytoplasm; nucleus; plasma membrane. Gene Ontology annotation, biological process: endocytosis; endosomal transport. The coding region runs from base 346 to 4026 and encodes 1226 amino acids.